Messenger RNA from Serpula lacrymans var. lacrymans S7.9, 1885 nucleotides. RefSeq lists its product as uncharacterized. The coding region runs from base 194 to 1723 and encodes 509 amino acids. The transcript has 13 exons. Gene Ontology annotation, biological process: dephosphorylation. The record is from RefSeq and is a predicted model, not a curated record. Lineage: Eukaryota; Fungi; Basidiomycota; Agaricomycetes; Boletales; Serpulaceae. Gene Ontology annotation, molecular function: phosphatase activity.
GUGCACUGAGCUAACGACGCGUUUCGAGUCUCUUUUGUCAGUUAAUCACUCGAAAGCCCUUGGACACUGACAGUCGCCUCGACUUAUCGUGUUGUAAGGGCCAGGCUGAUACGUGCAGCUUUUCACGCCGAAUACUCGUUUUUGAUAUUCUCCGGACACUAUAAAAGCCAAUUCCAUCAGCGCUAUCUAUUACAUGACAAUCCUGCUUGCGACAUAUUUCCAAGAGUUCCAGCUUAGAUACGGGACACUGCGUAUCCUCCUGCUCCUUUUUAUGCUGACGAGCUUUGUCCCUCUAUAUUCCAAUUCAGCACAACAGUCAUCGAAUUUCUUCGUUGAGGGUAUGGCCAUUGGUCUAGGUACUAAUAAUGCCAACAACACUGCAACGAUUCACCCACCAUAUACCUUGAAGCCACCCCAAACACCUCUUGAUGUGGAUGACUACCCAGUUGCGCCGGAAGAGCUGGAAUUGGCACAGGUGCACGUAUACGUGAGACAUGGUGAACGUACACCAGUUGGUGUUCGUAUGUCUGAACCUCCUGGCUCUAUUCCAGAAAAUUGGAUUAUGUGUCGAGACGCGAAUGAGUUUGGGUCGGCAAUGGCUGCCAAUUUGACCUCCAUUCAAUCCGGCCUCGAUGUACCGAAGAAUGCCAGGAGAGCAGUGGAAAGGAGAGAUGGUACAAGCACCUUGGGACUUUGUCUUUUGGGACAGUUGACAGACCUCGGAAGGCAGUCUACAUUUGACUACGGCGCAGCUUUGAGAAAAUUGUAUGUGGAAAGGCUGCAUUUCUUACCUGAUACGCUUGAGCGAGAAGAAGAGGUUUAUUUCCGGUCUACGAAUGUACCACGCACCAUCGAGUCUCUUCAACAAAUUAAACACGGAUUAUAUCCCGAAUUAAAGUAUGCUGCUCAUGCUGCUCCAUCCAUCUUAAUACGUAAUGGUCUGGAUGAUAACUUAAUUGGGAAUACGUAUGCCUGUAAAAGAUUACAAAUACUGCAACUUGGAUUUGCUCGAGCUGCUGCUGCUGCUAUAAAUCCCACUCUCGAGCCGUUAAACGGCAAACUCUCCAAGUAUAUAAAUGGUAACCCUGUACUUUUAGACGGUCAACCAAAAGCUUCGGGUAUUCUAGACACUAUCCGUGCCGCAACCGCACAUGGCGUGCCAGUCCCACCGGAAUUUAUGGAAGAUGAUGUGAUGGAUUUACUUGAGAAAAGUGUAGCCACUGAGUGGUUUGAAGAUAAGACAGAAGAAGUCCGCCGACUAGGGAUGGGGCCCCUUCUCAGUGAUCUCAUGAAGAAGAUACAGCGAAAAGUGGAUCCGGAAUCCCACGAUAUGAUGAAGAUUCUUGUGCAUAGUACACACGAUUCUACACUGGCAGCACUUUUGGCUACAUUGGAUGCUUACGAUGGCAGAUGGCCGCCGUUCACAUCGUCAGUCACAUUCGAACUGUUCAAAUUGCGAGAGGCGCGUAGUCGAGGGACCAUGUUUCAAAACGUCUUCAGUGGACUAUGGAAGUCGACACCAAAUAUAAAUGACUAUUAUAUCAGAGCGCGUUAUAAGAACAAGAAUCUCAUGCUUCCGUUGUGCGCAGAUGAGGGGAAACACUUAUCCGGCUUCCCCGAAUUCUGUACACUAUCUGCGUUUCAGAAACGUGUGGAAGAAUUGACUCCGCGGGAUUGGGAAUCCGAGUGUUCGCACCGGGGAAAUAAAACUACUAAUCGUUGACCUGGUUUUUAAAGGUGAUUAUACUGACUCAACCGUAGAAUAUAAUGACGAUACUAUGGAUACUUAGGGAGUAGUCUACAGUUGGAGUAUAAUAAAUUAUUGAGGAUUUUGGCCAACUUACUGCACAGGAUUGUACCGGUAGGCUAGGCUAGCUAGUAUGAC